Messenger RNA from Cephus cinctus (wheat stem sawfly), 4714 nucleotides. RefSeq names its product tonsoku-like protein. The transcript has 6 exons. The coding region runs from base 442 to 4242 and encodes 1266 amino acids. The record is from RefSeq and is a predicted model, not a curated record. Lineage: Eukaryota; Metazoa; Arthropoda; Insecta; Hymenoptera; Cephidae. Gene Ontology annotation, molecular function: protein binding.
GUACUACGUUCAGAAACUGGAAUAGAAAGUAUUCUGGUAUCGUUCUAUCUUCCUCGUAAUAACGCUAGUAGAAAAAGAUGCAGCAUGAAAAAUUAUCUGGACUAAGGUUUCCGAACGCAUCGCUGUAGGUUGUAGCAUGAUUUUCGCUAUGAACUAUAAUGUAAAAGUUGAAAGAGAUGUUUGAUAUUUUUAGUUUUUUGUGAAAACAUGUCUCAUUUCUUAUUUUGCUAAACAAUCAUUUUUGUUGUAUCUGACGUUCUCGUUCUCAUUCAAAAUAACAUGCAAUAAUAAUUUAUUAUGUCAAACAAUACGCAAUCAUGUAUCACCCAUGUAAUCUUAACUUGCUUGUAGUGUAUUCAACCUCAAUAUAUUAUUUAUUAUGAAUUUAUGGUAGUGAAAUUAUAUCUCCUAAAAGAGUCGUAUUAAUUGCGCUUAUACAACAUGAAUGUCACCAAAUUACUGAAAAGGAAACGUUGGGCACAACGCGUUGGGAAUGUUAAAGUACUGGCAGAAGUUGUUAAGGAAUUGGGUGAUAUAUACUUUGAGACAGAAAGACUGGAGGAGGCAUUGCAGGAAUAUAUGGAACAGCUGGAGCUUUGUGAAACUUUGAAUGAUAAGUUGAACUGUGCCGUUGCUCAUAGAAUGAUAGGUGAAGUCUAUGUGAAACUUGGAGAUUAUGAGCAAGCGUUGGUUCAUCAAAAUCUUUACCUAGAUGGAGCUCAAGAAACAGAAAAUCUAUUGGAACAACAACGUGCCUAUGCCACAUUGGGUAGAAUAUACUUUUGUUUGGCAGAGAGUUUGCCAGAAGGAAACGACAACAAACAAGAAGCAUUAUUAAGUUCAAAAAAAGCAUACACAAAAAGCAUUCGAAUAUGUCAAAAAUUAGAGGAUACCGAUAUAAAAAUGGAAGAAAUUAUGUUAAUGAGAGCACGACUCCUUUUAAAUCUUGGUCUCAUACUAGAAGGCCAAGGAGAGCAGAAUAAGGGUAUCAAGUUAAUUGAAAAUGCAGCAGAGCUAUGUACAAUUCACAAAUUUCAUGAAGACCUGCAUAGAACUCACAUUGCCUUAGGGGCCCUUUACGAACGACAGGGAAAUAUAGAACUGGCUAUAGAAUAUAUAGAUAAGGCAAUCAACACGAUCGAUCCAAUAAUGAAAGCUGAAGCGAGCUUAACGAAAGCUGAGAUUUUAUUAAGAAUAGGAAAAUGGCAAGAAGCCAGAAAAAUUCUAGUGAGCCUUUACACGUCCAAUAUACAAGCCGAAACAAUCCGACAACAAAUUGACAAACUGUUACGAAUCGCUGUGACUUUGUGCAGGACUGAGGAAAGUCUCGACGUAGAGGUUGACGUGAAGACUAGACAAAAGCACUACGAAGUCUUGGGCGAUGCUGCGGUAGCUGCAAAGGCCUAUGAAAAAGCUAUUGACUACUAUCGCGAGAUGCUCGCCUGUGCAGAACGUACUGGAGAGGACGUUAGUGCUGCACUGGUGAGUUUGUCGAGAACAUUGCGCGAUGCUGGUCGUUGUGCCGAAGCUGUAAUAUUUGCACGUCGUGAACUAGAGCUCUGUUCCACAUCUCGUGAGAUGUGCCAAUCAGCCCUUUACCUGGCCGAGAUUCUUACAGCUGCGAAUUUUCCUGAUUCCGAAAUCAGAGAAGCGUAUGAAUUAGCCAGGUCUGAAGCAAAAAAAUGUGAUAGUCCACAACAAGAAGCAACCGUCCUCAAGGAAAUCCUGGAGUACUUGGUGAAAACGGAGAAACUCGAUGAGGCAGAAGACUUGAAACUAAAAUUGAAUCUACUAGAUGUGAAAUGCGAAUCCGAUAGCGAAGAUGAACCAGAGACUCCAGAUAUUGGCCUUGAUAUCUGUUUGGAAGACCUCUCCGAUGUGGAGGAUCAGCUGCCUAAGAAUACUAACUCCAGGAACAAUCGACGUCUGCAAAGAGGAAUUGUUGUCAAGAGAAAUGAAAAAGGAGAAACGCAGCUUCACGUAGCUUGUAUAAACGGCAAUGUCACUAACGUUGAGAAACUCCUAGAAGGAGGUCAUCCUACUAAUGUCAAGGAUAACUGCGGAUGGACCCCAUUACACGAAGCAGCUAAUCACGGCCAUAUAGAGAUCGCUGAAUUGCUUCUCAAAGCUGGUGCUGAUGUAAACGAUCCCGGAGGAGCUUUGUGUUGCGGUGUAACGCCACUUCAUGAUGCAGCUGUCUGUGGCAAUUUUUCCAUGAUGUCUCUUCUCCUGAAACACAACGCGGAUGCCUCCCUUAGAACUACCCAAGGAGAGACUGUCCUGGACUGUCUAGUAGGCUGGAGAAACCGCGUCGAGGACUUGUCACCUAGUGAACAAGCGGAGUAUGAAAAAUUAAAGAAAAAAUUAUCUGUCAUAGUGCCACCCAGUUCUGAACGACCUGAUACAGUAUCCACAAGCUCUAAGUCGGCAUGGCAUGAAUUGCUUGACGAGGAACAAGAAGAGGAGUAUGAGAGGCCCAAAAAAAUAUCUGCUGGAGAAGAUUACAAGAGGACCAUUGCCAAUUUAAGGAAUAGAGGUGGUGUUACAGCAAUGGCAAGUAGACCCUCAGAAACUCAGAAGAUAACAGCACCGCUGCUUGAUAGUGAACAAUUGCUGAUCGAUGACUGGCUGGAAGAUGACAUGAGGGAAGAAAGUACAUCACGGACACACUAUUCUGACAAUUUACCGAACUUCUCUAAAAGAAAGUCCAGCAAUUCUAUUUCAGAUCAGGAUAAAAACACGAAGAGGCAGAGACUCGAGUCUGAAGAUAGUAAUGAUGCUGUUUCCUUGCUCGAUGAUAACAGUUGUGAUAGCAAUAGCAGUGAAAUCGUUAGUAUUUCCAAUCGAACAAAGAGACCUGGUAAAAAUCGUAGCAGACAAGUAUCAUUGUUGACUGCUGGUUUUACCAGGGACUCCACUUCUCGUACUCCAUCACCAAUGACGUCUUCUACCUCUCAACAUUUACCACAACAAUCAUCCCGAUCAGUCCUGAUCAAUCUUCAAGUAUCAGUUGACCAUAAGAUAUUUGAUAUGAAGAUAAAACUUCCUGAACAAGAAAAUAAAACAAUAGCGAACAUCACAGAUGAUAUUAAGAAGAAAUUCGAGGACUGCACAGGCUGUCAGGUCAAUAUGAAUUUAACAACAAUAAAUGGAGAUUCUCUAUCUCCUGAUGCUACUAUGGAUAGUUUGAUAGCAAAUGGAAACACCUUUGUGUUAAAAAGUCAAGUAAUUGAUAUGCAGAUACCACCCAUUGUUGAGAGAUACAAAGUUGUCUGUUCGACUCUAAAUAUAGGUGUACAGGACUCGAUGAUUAAGUGUCUAAGAAUUUGUGAGAAUACAUCAACGGUUCGUCUCAAUCCAAACGAAACUUUGCCAGAGGAACUGACACCAUUUUUAAAAAGUUUAGAAUACCAAAAGCCACUUCAAGUACUCCAUCUGUCAGGAAUAACUCUUUUUCACUUUGGUGAUCUUCUAAACAGUUCGCUGAUGCAACUGAUCUCUCUACAAGAGUUACACAUGAGAGGAUGUGAUAUAGAUUACAAUUGUUUAUUUCAAAUUGAUAAGUUACCUUUGCAACUGAAAAUCCUGGAUUUGAGUUACAAUAUUUUGGGCUCUGAGAGUGAAGGUAAACUUUACCAAUUAUUAGCUCCAUUAAAGUGCCUUCAAACAUUAAAUCUAUGUUCUUGCGAGCUGCAAGAUCUGCCAUACGCCAUUACUAGUAACGCUCUUGUCAACCUUGACGUAUCUUGGAAUAAUCUUGGGGGUGAGGGUGUAGACAAAUUUUUACAGCGUCAAAUGCUGAGUCUAAAUUUGUCUAAUACUCUGGAACGGAACAAAUCACCUGUGAUUACUGUACUCUUGAAUAACUUUGCGACAUCUCUUUACACUUUGGAAUCUCUUGAAUUGGCUUGUUGUCAUAUUCAAGAUUCCGAUGUUGACAAUAUUUUGUCAAAAUGUCCUAACCUCGCUAGACUUGUACUUAAUGGUAAUUCUAAUUUAACAAAAUGCUCAGUAAUUGCUGCCCUAAAGCACGUGCCUACUUUGACUUACAUCGAUAUUAGUGGAUGUACAGAGAUUUCUGAUGAGCCAGAACCGGAAGUAACUAUACAAAAUCCAGAAGUAUGUACCUUGAUGAUUAGUAUGGAACCAAAAGUACAAAGCUCUUGGUUAGUAUUAUGGAAGGAUAGUGGAAUUGUUAAAAGUUUGCCUUACAAUGUCGCUAUCUUUAAGUCUAUCUUGUAAAUCUGUCAUCUGUUCAUCGUGUUUUAGGAAUAGUUUUGAUACAGUUGCUUAGAAAUAGUGACACAAUAUAAAUUAUCUUAAACUUUUACUUUAACGUUAUGUUGUACAUUCUAUUUCCAAUUUUACAAUGUAUACUGUCAACGUGCACACAAUUCUCAUCCGAAUUUGUAGCCCAGAAAUUGUUAAGACUGUUGGUUAGAGAUGGAAGUAGAGAAUUCAGACGUUCCUCUUUGUCUCCAAGACACCACAAGAAACUGGCAUGAUACGAAGCUUCCUGAAUAACAAAUCAUAUAGGAUCUUUUUUUUCUUAUAACAAAUUUCAGUGUCGUAUUUUAAAAAGUUACAAGCUAUUUAUUGGCUAAGUUUUUUAAACAAUCAUUUUACAGUUACACAUAUAUCCCAGUGGUAACGUACCUUGUUAAAUUAUAUUGUAACUGUUAUGUAAUUAAUAAACAAUCAAUAUUUUAUGUUA